UAAUAACAAUUUGGUGAUAACACUCCCCUUUCUCUCCUGUACUGCAUGGGACUAGUCUAUCAAUUCAAACUCUACAGGACAACCUCAAUUUUCAAAAAUGCAGGCUCUCCACUGGGAUGCUAGCAGAGGGUCAGUGAAACUGGUCUCACUGGAGAAACCCCAGAUUACCAAGCCAGACCAACUGCUCAUCAAGGUGGCUUACAGUGGCGUAUGUGGGACUGAUCUCCAUGUUAUGAAACAAGAGUUUCCAGCAGCUGAAAAAGUUGUCAUGGGGCAUGAGUUUACUGGAACUGUAGAGAAUAUUGGAGGAGAGGUGACUGGAUUCAAAAUUGGAGAUAAUGUUGCAGUUGAUCCAAACAGCUCCUGUAUGAAAUGUGCAUUCUGUCUCAAAGGCCAGCCUAAUUACUGCCCAACAGGGGGUGGUAGGUCAGCAAUUGGAAUGUUCCAGAAUGGAGGGUGGGCAGAGUAUUGUGUGGUCCCUGUAGCCCAGGUGUUUUCCCUCCCAGCAGAUUUGAGUCUUGCUACCAGUGCCCUAUGUGAGCCAAUGUCCUGCCUCCAACGUGGAUGGGACAUGAUUCAGCCAUUACUUGAUGAUGCCAAGAUACUCAUAACUGGCGCUGGUAUGAUUGGACUCCUCUGGGCCUCUCUGCUUCACCACAAAGGCUACAGAAAUAUCACUCUUUCUGAACCGACUGAUGGGAGAAGAAAACUUGCAAAGAACCUUGGGCUCAAUUUGAAAGUGCUUACACCAGACAUCUUAGCAACACAGUACAAAGACGUAGACACAGCAGUUCAUGGGUUUGAUUUAAUCAUGGAUUGUACAGGGUCUCCCCGAGCUAUUGAGGCCAUAUUUCCCUUACUUUGUAGAGGUGCUACAUUGUGUACUUUUGGAUGCUGCCCUAGUGGGUCUAAGGCUAACAUCUGCCCUGCUGAUAUCAUGAUGAAGGAGCUAAGAAUCGUAGGUUCCCUGAUCAACCCCUAUACCUUCAUUAAGGCAGUCCCAUUAGUAGCUGCUAUGGGGGAACGCUACCUGGAUUAUGAAAAGCUAGGGGUCAAGGUCUACAGCCUUGAUGGCUUUGAUGAUGCAUUCAAGGACUUGAAGAAUGGCAAUAUAUCAAAGGCCAUGUUCAAACUCAAUGAAAACUGAAGAUUCAUUGAAAAUAUACCAAGAUAAUUCUUAUAGACAUACAAACAUGAUAUUAAUUAGAUUGAGGAGUAACAGAGUUAUUAUUUGGCAAAACGUAUCCAAUUAUAAUAAAAAAAGUUUGAAACUUAAUAUUUACAAAGAAAAAGCAAAUAUAUUAUGUUUGUGAUUGAGUCCAUUAUUAAACACCAGAAAAUAUAUAAUCAAUACAUAAUUCUCACAAUUCUUUAUUUAAAUUCAAAUUCUCUCUUAGUGAAUUUGUGAAAAUUAAAUUACUGUUGUAUAGACACCAAAAACUGGAAAGUGCAAAAAUAUAUGUAUAUAUAUGAUACAUACCUAAGCCUGAUUUCAUGAUACUGA
Molecule: messenger RNA, 1504 nt
Organism: Owenia fusiformis
Lineage: Eukaryota; Metazoa; Annelida; Polychaeta; Sabellida; Oweniidae
Source: the annotation of a GenBank genome assembly